AUGACGGACCCUCCUAUGCCUCCUCUACAUGGCCAAACUGGACCGCAAGGUGAGGAAACCCUUCCUAGUAUAGUUAGGGAGACUGUAGACCUAUCGCAGUUCAUCACAGGUGGUGCUGCACAUGCUUCGCUACCCAUAGAAGAAGGAAGCAAUUCUGACGAAGAGAUCCCGCAGGAGACACGAACACAGCAAACUCAAGAUACGGUCAUUACAACAGCCUCUGUCACUGCAAAGAAGAAGAAGAGGCAAACCUUCAAAUACGCAAACCGCGUAUUCAAAUGUAACAGUGAGUUGUUCUUGGACCCAAACUAUAAGAACUCAUACCUGCAAAGGUACCCACAGAACGAUCUGGAGCUCGUGGGAAAGGUCACUCAAUGCCCCAGCAUCAAGAACGGGAGGAAGUAUGGCUUCAAAUGGAUCAUAUCAGGUACUCUGAUGGAUGUGCGAUGGACACAGUCUUUCGUUGAGUUCACCCCUGCAUUCCGUCUGAAGCUGAAAGGUCUUAUCCUGGCAUAUGAGAAAGAACAGGAAGAAUUAUCAGCGGAUCUUGAAGGAACUCCAGCAGACCAGAGUCCAGGGGAGAGUCAAGCCACUGCGAAUGUGCCUACGGGAAGAUCCUCGAGAACACCAACCAAUGAAACCCCAGCCAAUGAAACAACUCAAGGAAGUAGUGGCCCAACAGAUGAAGAAAGGGCGCAAGCUUACGCAAGUCUGAAAACAGCAUGUUCAACAGGCGACGGGACUACCACAAUAAGAGGAAGAAAGAGAGGAAGCAGACGCAUCACCAGAGGAGACGAUGUUGAUGGGUAUGAAUCAGAAUCAGAAGAUGGAGAGGAUCUUGAUCAGCAUGAUGAUUCUUUCUAUUUCGCAAUGAGAGAGGAAGGUUAUGAUACCGAUGCAGAUGACAUCUACGAAAUUCAAGCCACCGAUGGAACAACAAUCGCCAAAGAGAAUACGUAUGGAAAGCUAGCACAAAAACUGCAAUGGAAGUUCCAGCCUGUUGAACCAGGGGAUGUUCCAUUCACGGAGAAGAAGAACAUGAGAGAGGGCAAAGAUGCCAAGACACAGUUGAAGUCUGGUGUGGGUGACCGAUGGAAAGACCCAUUCGAGUGCUUCCAGCGUCUUGGAUGCAAUCGCGAAUUUGUCACUGCUCUAACCAGAGAGUCCAAUGACUAUGCCAAAAAUCAACUACUAGAUAAAGACCGGAAGAAGAAGCUAUGUGGUGGCAAGUGGAAGGACAUCACUGUAAAGGAAACCUACGUGUUCCUUGGCAUUCUAUUGAAGAUAUCCCUUUCUCCCGUCGAUGGUGGUGGAUACCCCGCGUAUUUCCAAAAAGAAUGCAAGUCGAUAAACUACUGCAACCACAAUGAAGCUAAACCAAUCAAAAACAGCCAAGGGUGGGCUCAGGAUUACAUGUCACUGACGCGUUUCAAGCAAAUAAGAGCAGCUUUCCACCCAGAGGACAAAGAUAUGGCAGCUGGAUCAAGCGACAAAUGCUAUCAGCUUCGGAGGGCAAUCAAUGCAGCAAAUGCAGCUUCGAAAGCUACUUUCGAAGCUGGUUCCCAUUGUGCCUUUGACGAAGGUGGAGUGGCAUGUAGAUCACGAUUUUGUCCUGUUCGCCAAUACAACAAGGACAAACCAAACAAGUUUCGAGUUGACUUCUUUAUCCUUGCUUGUUCCACCACUUACGCAAUUCUGCAUCUGGACGUUUAUCAAGGAAGAAACUCAAAGAACAUUGGUAUUGAUGAAAGUAUCCAUGACCUGGCAACAACACAAAAGGCUGUAAUGAAUGCGGUAAUGUCAACAUUUGGCGAUGGACAAGGCGCUCGACACAUUGCGAUGGACAACCGAUACAUGUGCCCUGAACUGGCUGUUCUUUUACUCACCAAGUGUGGUUGCUACAGUACGGGAACAUGUCGUCGCAGACGGAAGGGAUUUCCCUCGGAUCUUCUGGAUUUGGACAAGAAAGAUGCUCGCGGGGAAUACAAGAUAGUGGCUGACAAGGUCAAUCGCUUACUUAUGAUGCAAUGGGUAGACAGUAAAGUGGUGACGAUGGUAUCCAGCAUGAAUGACACUACUGUGGGUACAGUAAAGAGGCAGGUUGGACCAUUAGCACGGCAGCUGGACUGUCCCAGAGCCAUGAUCCGGUAUCAGAAAACAAUGUUUGGAGUGGACAAAGGCGAUGAGAUAAGAGCUCACUUUGGAGGCUUCUCUACCAAAGCACAUUUCAAGAAAUGGUAUAAGCGAGUCUUCUUGGCAAUCUUGGACAUCAUGAUGAUGAACGCCCGAAUCGCUUGGAAUCUGUCUGCCCAGGAAAAAGCUUCGAGAAACAGGAACGAGCUGAAGAGGCAUGAUUUCAUGCUGUUCAUUGCUGAAUGCCUGCUCGAGUACAACGAGCCAGAAGAGGAUACGUCCCCGGCAGGAAACAGCGCAAUUGAUCCCAUGAAAGACCACAUACCCCUCAAACCUAAGAAAGCCGCAACAAGAAAUCGAUGCAUUGUUUGCCGACUUGAAAAUGGGAAGUGGUUUGAUCCUAAGCUUGGAGAAAGUGGAACAAGGUCUGGCGUUUGCGUCUGCUCAGUUUGUGGUGUCUAUGCGCAUAACCAUGUUGUGGAAGAUUCGAAUCGGCAUAUCCACAAGCUGCAGCAAUUUGAGAACAUGACGUGCUUCCAGAUUGCCCAUCAUCCGGAUGGUCUCGAGUUAUGGCCAAUGCGAGAUAUCAACCAUCCCAAGGGAGCACGUGGAAACAACCGAAGCGGCCCUGUUUGGAAGUCUCUUCGGAAGCUCCAUGGCAAGGACGAAAGGGAGACUCGAAAGCGCAAGCGUCAAAAUGAUGGAGAGGAGGAAGAAGAAACCACCGAGGACGAAAAUGGCAAAGCAGAGGAGACCGGUGGUACCCUUUAUGACAGCAGCGAUAAUGAACUGUACGGUUAG
This is a messenger RNA of Seminavis robusta, 2934 nucleotides long. The record is from the annotation of a GenBank genome assembly. NCBI's taxonomy places the organism in Eukaryota, Bacillariophyta, Bacillariophyceae, Naviculales, Naviculaceae.